Eruca vesicaria subsp. sativa (arugula) is the source of this 678-nucleotide messenger RNA. The record is from the annotation of a GenBank genome assembly. Lineage: Eukaryota; Viridiplantae; Streptophyta; Magnoliopsida; Brassicales; Brassicaceae.
AUGUCUAAGUACGUAUGUGUGUCACAGGGAGUUGGAGGAAUCGUAGAGCUUGCGCCCGGGUACUUACCUGCGGUAUACGACAUCGUGAGGAGAGCCGGAGGAGUUUGCAUCGCCGAUGAAGUCCAAUCCGGUUUCGCUCGUACCGGAACCCAUUUCUGGGGGUUCCAAUCCCAUGGUGUUAUCCCCGACAUCGUCACUAUGGCCAAGGGGAUCGGAAACGGCAUCCCUCUUGGAGCGGUGGUUACUACACCGGAGAUCGCCAGCAUUUUAAGCCGGCGAAGUUAUUUUAAUACUUUCGGUGGGAACCCAAUGUGCACUGCGGCGGGACAUGCUGUCCUUAGAGUCAUUCAUGAAGAGAAGCUCCAAGAAAACGCUUUCCUCGUUGGCUCUCAUCUCAAACGUAGACUUACACAGCUCAAAGACAAACAUGAACUCAUCGGAGACGUGAGAGGAAGAGGACUCAUGCUAGGUGUUGAGUUUGUAACAGACCGUGACUUAAAAACUCCUGCUAAAGCAGAGACUCUUCACUUAAUGGAUCAAAUGAAAGAAAUGGGAGUGUUGGUGGGUAAAGGUGGUUUCUACGGGAACGUCUUCAGAAUCACUCCUCCUCUUUGCUUCACCAUGCUCGACGCUGAUUUCCUUGUGGAUGUGAUGGAUCACGCUAUGUCCAAGAUGUGA